AUGGAAAUUGAUAAAAAUUCAACCAAUAUUUUGUUUCUGUAUCAUCAUCAACUAUUUAUUAUCUGCUUCUUGUUCAUUUCUCUGUCUUUUCAACAAGUUUCUUCAGCAACACCUCCCAAUGGCCUCAUCAGAGACUCGCAACAGCUCAUUUCUUUCAAGAAUUCACUCCCCAACCCUACUGAACUCCGAGACUGGGUGUCCACAAUCAGCCCUUGCAAUUUCGCCGGUGUCUUCUGUAAAAAUUACAGAGUCUCCUCCAUAGACCUGUCGGGCUCCCAUCUUAAUACAGAUUUCUCCGCAGUGGCGAAUUUUUUGUUGGGCAUCCAGAACUUGGAGUCCCUUGUGCUGAAAAAUACCAACCUCAGUGGUGCACUCACUUCUAUUUCAAGAUUACCAUGCACUAGUUUCUUGAAUUCCAUAGAUCUAGCAGAAAAUGGCAUUUCAGGGCCUGUGACUGAUAUUUCAGCCCUUGGAGUUUGCUCUGGUUUGGUGUUUCUUAAUCUCUCUAGGAAUUUCAUGGACCCUUUUGUCAAGGGAACUACCAGAAGCUUCCCCGCAGGAUUAUCAUCGUUACACGUUCUUGAUAUUUCUUACAAUAAUAUUUUGGCUCCGAACGUGGUUUCUUGGCUUUUCUCGAAUGAAUUUGCGGAGCUUCAGCAACUGUCUUUGAAGGGCAAUAAAAUGACAGGGAGUUUGCAGCAGUUGAAUUUCAAGAAUUUGAUUUAUUUGGAUCUUUCCACGAAUAAUUUUUCCUCCAAUUUCCCACGGAUUGAUGACUGCUCCAAAUUGAAACACCUGGACUUAUCUUCCAAUAAAUUCGUUGGCGAUGUUGAGGAUUCACUUUCUGGUUGUGGAAAGCUUAGUUUCCUUAACCUCACCAACAACAAGCUUACAGGCACAGUUCCAAAGCUGCCAAGUGGGAGUAUGCAGUAUCUUCAUCUCAAGGAGAAUGGUUUUCAGGGUGUUUUUCCACCCUUUCUCUCUGACUUAUGCUCAACCCUUGUGAAGUUGGAUCUCUCCUUCAAUAAUUUGACAGGUACUGUUCCAGAAAGCCUUGGUACAUGCUCCGCUUUGGUAUUUCUUGAUAUCUCCAGCAACAAUUUCUCUGGUGAGUUGCCUGUUGAUACACUCUUGAAAUUGAGUAAUAUGAAGACUUUGAUGCUGUCUUCCAAUAAUUUUGUGGGUAAUUUGCCUGAUUCUUUCUCAAAGUUGGUAAAUUUGGAGACUUUAGAUGUGAGUUCCAAUAAUAUUGCUGGUUUGAUUCCUUCUGGGAUCUGCCAAGACCCUAGGAACAGCUUGCAAGUGUUGUACCUUCAGAAUAACUUGUUCAACGGUCCAAUACCAGAGAGUCUAAGUAAUUGUUCACAGUUGGUUUCACUUGAUCUUAGCUUUAAUUAUUUGACUGGGACUAUUCCCUCUAGCUUGGGGUCCUUGUCAAAACUCAAGGAUAUGAUCAUGUGGAUGAAUCAACUCCAUGGGGAAAUCCCACAAGAGUUGAUGUACCUAAAGAAUUUGGAAAAUUUGAUUCUUGAUUUCAAUGACCUGAUAGGAUCAAUCCCUGCUACUCUUAGCAGUUGCACGAAAUUGAACUGGAUUUCUUUGUCAAAUAACCAUUUGAGUGGUCAGAUACCUGCUUCUUUGGGACGUUUGACUAGUCUUGCAAUUCUGAAGCUCGGAAACAAUUCGUUCUCUGGUAGUAUUCCUGGGGAACUAGGUGACUGCCCUAACUUGUUAUGGUUGGAUCUUAACACUAAUUUGCUGAAUGGGACUAUUCCACCUACUCUGUUCAAGCAAUCUGGCAACAUUGCAGUAGCAGUUCUGACAGGGAAGAGGUACGUUUACAUCAAGAACGAUGGAAGCAAACAGUGCCAUGGAGCAGGGAAUUUGCUCGAGUUUGGAGGGAUUAGAGAAGAACAUUUGGAUAGGAUUUCAACUAGGCAUCCCUGCAAUUUCACCAGAGUUUACAGAGGUAUCACUGAGCCGACAUUCAAUCACAAUGGUUCCAUGAUUUUUCUUGAUCUUUCUUACAACAAGUUGGAAGGAAGUAUUCCAAAGGAGCUUGGGUCCAUGUACUAUUGUUUUGUUCUUAAUUUGGGGCACAAUGAUCUAUCUGGACCUAUUCCUCAAGAGCUUGGAGGACUGAAGACCGUUGCAAUCCUUGAUUUGUCCUACAAUAAGUUGAAUGGAACAAUUCCACAAUCUUUGACGAGCCUUACAUCGCUGGGAGAGAUUGAUAUGUCAAAUAACAAUCUCUCUGGGAUGAUUCCAGAAUCAGCUCAGUUCGUUACAUUUCCAGAAUAUAAAUUCGCCAAUAAUUCCGGUCUUUGUGGAAUCCCUCUGCCGGCAUGCCAGCUUAAAGCAGAUGCAGGAAGUAGUCAGCAUCAGAAGUCACAUAGGAGGCAAGCAUCCCUCGCUGGCAGCGUGGCAACAGGGUUGUUGUUUUCCCUCUUUUGCAUCUUCGGGGUUGUAAUUGUUGCCAUGGAAAUUAGGAAAAGGAGGAGGAAGAAGGAGGAGGCUGCCCUGGAUGCCUAUAUGGACAAUCACUCCAACUCAGCAACAAUGACAGGCAACUGGAGACUCAGUGCUCGUGAUGCGUUAAGCAUUAACCUUGCAACUUUCGAAAAGCCUCUCAGGAAGCUCACUUUUGGAGAUCUUCUUGAAGCCACUAAUGGCUUCCAUAAUGAUAGUGUUAUAGGUAAAGGCGGAUUUGGGGAUGUGUACAAAGCUCAGUUGAAGGAUGGAAGCGUCGUGGCUAUAAAGAAAUUGAUACAUGUCAGCGGGCAGGGGGACCGGGAAUUCACUGCUGAAAUGGAAACCAUUGGGAAAAUUAAGCAUCGUAACCUUGUUCCCCUCUUGGGGUAUUGCAAGGUAGGUGAGGAACGGCUCUUGGUUUACGAGUACAUGAAGUAUGGAAGUCUAGAAGAUGUUCUGCAUGACAGGAAGAAAAUAGGGCUCAAGCUAAAUUGGGCAGCAAGGCGGAAAAUUGCAAUUGGAGCUGCGAGGGGAUUGGCGUUCCUUCAUCAUAAUUGCAUCCCACACAUUAUUCAUCGUGAUAUGAAGUCGAGCAAUGUUUUGCUUGAUGAUAAUUUGGAGGCUAGGGUUUCUGAUUUUGGAAUGGCAAGGCUUAUGAGUGCAAUGGACACUCACUUGAGUGUCAGUACAUUAGCAGGGACCCCCGGAUACGUCCCUCCUGAAUAUUACCAGAGCUUUAGAUGUUCAACGAAAGGUGACGUAUACAGCUACGGUGUAGUAUUGCUCGAGCUUCUUACUGGAAGGCAGCCAACAGAUUCAGCUGAUUUUGGUGACAACAAUCUUGUAGGUUGGGUAAAGCAACACGCUAAACUGAGAAUAAGUGAUGUUUUUGAUCCUGAGUUGUUUAAAGAGGAUCCGACCUUAGAGAUCGAAUUAUUACAACACCUAAAAAUUGCAUGUGCUUGCUUAGAUGACCGACGUUGGAAACGUCCCACUAUGAUUCAAGUCAUGGCAAUGUUCAAAGAAAUUCAAGCAGGCUCGGGAAUGGACAGCACUGCUUCCACGAUCACAGAAGAGGUUGGCAAUUUUAGCGCAGUCGAAGGGGUAGAAAUGAGCAUAAAAGAAGGCAACUAG
Molecule: messenger RNA, 3606 nt
Organism: Fraxinus pennsylvanica
Lineage: Eukaryota; Viridiplantae; Streptophyta; Magnoliopsida; Lamiales; Oleaceae
Source: the annotation of a GenBank genome assembly